Molecule: messenger RNA, 1739 nt
Organism: Ectocarpus siliculosus
Lineage: Eukaryota; Phaeophyceae; Ectocarpales; Ectocarpaceae
Source: the annotation of a GenBank genome assembly
CUCUGUCUGAGGAGAUUUCUGUUACCCCUUGUCUCUUUCUGCCUCUCUCUCGCCUCGAGUGUUUGAUUUGUAUCCACGUUUUGUUACAAGCAAGCUGGCCUCUAGGAUCUAUCCCUCCGGUAUGCUAUGGCGGUUCAACAUGCCGCCGGUGAACACAAGACGAACACGCCCGGAAAUGAAGAUGGUGACGUAGCGACCGAUCUCCACGUCGCCCUGCAAAAUGAGGCGCUCGAAGACCAGGUGCAAGCGUUUCAAGAAGCCCUCGAAGUCAAGGAAGAACGAUUGAGAACAAUCGCGGGGGAGUUGACGGCGGCACGAAGAGAGUUGGAGCGCGCGAAAAAAAGCGCCAAGUUCGAUCUUGUCGCCGCGGAGGGUCGGACGAAAAAGCUUGGGAUUCUCGAGCAUACCGUUGCAACUCUCCGCCACGAUCUUCACACUAAUGUGGAGCGUAGACAGAAGGUCGAAGAGAAGGUGGCAACACUAGAGCGCUCGUGGCAAAACGAGCGCAGCCUUCGAUUACAGGACCUUCACCGGCACGAUGCAAUGUCAUCAGAUACGAAGCACGCAGAGAAAGUAGCCGAGGAUGUUGAGGGAAGAUGGCUAGAAUCUGAGAAGAGGGCACAAGUUCUGGAGGUAAAGGUAGAACAGAAAAUACAUGAGCUCGAAUCCCAGUCCCGAGUCAACGCUGCACAGGCAGGCGAAAUCGAGGCCCAAGCGGCCGAGAUCGAGCUCCAUAGGAAAGAGAUUUUCGACUUGAAACAAGUGCUGCUUGCCAGAGAAGGGGAAAUAUCGACGGGAUGCAGCACCGCCACCGACCUGAGACGCGAGUUGUCGCGCGUGAGAAGGGAAUUUAUCAUGAGCACGUCCAACCGAAGCGAGCAACAAAGCGCGUUGCUCGGCAGCCGCAGGAGGGGGAUCUCUAGCCAAAGACGGCGUCAUCCUGACAGGGAUUCAUCGACGAAAGAGUUGAUAGCCGGUGGUGGACACGACCUUUGUCGCAAAGAAAACUCGCGUGCCCUGCAGAAAGCUCGCGUUUCGUGGGAUAACGUGUUCAUGACGAAAGCAGACCAAUCCGCCGAGACCGUAAGUGACCAUCGCAACAGCAGUGGUUUGAACAAAAGUAACGCCCGAGAAAUCGAGAAGCCAAUCGUUCGGCACGUUCCACACUCAAGUCCUCCAGGUAUGUCUGGGCUUGACAAUAAAUUUACGAAGAGUGCAUCCUUCAUUGUUGGUGCGCCCCUGUUGCUUUGUCGGAGCACGAAACGUUGUGCCGUGCGGUUGCUCGUGGGUUUUGUUAAACGCGCUCUAGACUGGUUUCUUACGGCAAACUAAAAGGGUACAAUUCUAGCAUGUAGGUCUCACGGGCUAGUUAGAGCUACACUGACUGUCUCAAAACGGUUAAGAAUCUAAAUCUACCUCCAGGCAAUGCAUGGCCAGACUUGUGCUGAUGUACGCGAUGGGCGAUUUACUAUUUGUCUUGGUCACGUUUGCUUGCUUUCUGCAGUCGGCCGUGACACUACUUCUUCUGCCGACGCCAACCUCGAUGGCACUGGGCGGAAAGAACAAACCCUGCAGCAGUCCAGACGUGGACACAAGCCAAUCCCUCCACAUUCGACCCUCCUCGUGGCGGGAUCGCUCUUCAUCGGAAAAGGACUCGGGGUGAAAAAGGCACCGACUGCGUUUUCGGGAGGAUCAGCCAAAGACAUAUUGAAAAACAUAUUGGAGGGCUAUGCACUACA